This is a messenger RNA of Leucoraja erinaceus (little skate), 2146 nucleotides long. It is a transcript of the gene bmp5, whose product is annotated as bone morphogenetic protein 5. The coding region runs from base 474 to 1760 and encodes 428 amino acids. Gene Ontology annotation, cellular component: extracellular region. NCBI's taxonomy places the organism in Eukaryota, Metazoa, Chordata, Chondrichthyes, Rajiformes, Rajidae. Gene Ontology annotation, biological process: SMAD protein signal transduction. The transcript is spliced from 7 exons. Gene Ontology annotation, molecular function: cytokine activity; growth factor activity. The record is from RefSeq and is a predicted model, not a curated record.
CCAGCUACAGGCUAGAGAGCGGUGCGUGCAGUUCAGAGAGAGAGAGAGAGAGGGAGAGACUAUCCAGUGACCGACGCGCUCUGGCACCGCCGCCCCGCUUGAAGUUGAACACCGAGGGCACGGCGAGGCACAGACAACUUGCCCUUUGUAAAAAAAAAUAUUGGAAGAAAGGCGACUGGGGAAUCCAGCGGCCGCCGGCGUAUUGUAGUUUGAAGCGACACAGAUAACAACCGCGAGGACUCGUUGCUCAGAAAGGAAAGAGCGCAACUUUGAGGGAGGCGAGAUGAACACACCGGCCGCUGACAGCUAACUGGUGGAGGUGAGCGCGACUUCAUGAGAGGGGCAAGUGAGCAGAGACUGGAGUGAGUGAGUGAGUGAGUGAAUAACCGCCGGGCACACAGCGGCCAGAGUCACCGCACUUAUUGACCCCCUACCCUCCCCACCCAACAAAACCCCCCCAAGACAUUACUGCAAUGAACAGAUCAGGUCUGUGGAAGGCCAGCGUGGGACUGCUGUUCGUCUCUUGUGUAUUCCUGGGAAGCGCCGAGGGGAAUUUUGCAGAGCAUCACGUCCAUUCCAGCUUCAUUUACCGGCGUUUGCGGAACCACGAGAGGAGGGAGAUCCAGAGGGAGAUUCUGUCCAUCCUAGGGCUGCCUCACCGCCCGAGGCCCUUCUCGGUGGGCAAACACGGCUCGUCGGCGCCGCUCUUCAUGCUGGAUCUGUACAACGCCAUGUCCAGCGAGCAAGAGGCGGAGCGGGGAGCGGCCAGGGGUGCCUUGCCCUACCACGCCGCGCUCACCACACAGAGCCCAUCACUCGCCAGCCCGCACGACACCAACUUCCUCAACGACGCUGACAUGGUCAUGAGCUUCGUCAACCUAGUUGAAAGAGACAAGUAUUUUUCUCACCAGCGAAGGCACUACAAGGAAUUCAGAUUCGACCUCACGCAGAUUCCUGAAGGCGAGGCAGUAACGGCAGCAGAGUUCCGCAUUUACAAAGACCGAAGCAAUAGUAGAUAUGGAAACGACACCUUCCGGAUUACUAUAUACCAAGUUAUUAAAGAAUAUACUAAAAGGGAUGCCGACCUUUUUCUGUUGGACAGUAAGAAGAUUCGAGCAUCAGAGGGCGGAUGGCUUGUGUUUGACAUCACAGCUACCAGCAAUCACUGGGUACUGAACCCACAACAUAACCUGGGCUUGCAACUUUGUGUGGAAAUAAUGGACGGUCGGACCAUUAAUAUUCGAUCAGCUGGCCUAAUAGGAAGACAUGGACCACAGUCAAAGCAGCCGUUCAUGGUGGCCUUUUUCAAAGCCAGUGAGGUGUUACUCCGCUCUGUCCGGGCUGCCAAUGGCAAACGCAAAAACCAAAACCGUAACAAGUCCAGUGGCUCGCACGAUUCUUCACGAUUAUCCAGUCCUGGAGAUUACAACACCAGCGAGCAGAAACAAGCCUGCAAGAAGCAUGAACUCUAUGUCAGUUUCCGGGAUUUGGGAUGGCAGGACUGGAUCAUAGCGCCAGAAGGAUACGCUGCUUUCUACUGUGACGGUGAAUGUUCCUUUCCACUCAAUGCUCACAUGAAUGCCACGAACCACGCAAUUGUCCAAACACUGGUUCACUUGAUGUUCCCUGACAACGUCCCCAAACCUUGCUGUGCACCAACCAAGCUAAAUGCAAUCUCUGUGCUGUACUUUGAUGACAGUUCAAAUGUCAUAUUAAAGAAGUAUAGAAACAUGGUGGUAAGAUCGUGCGGUUGCCACUAACAUGAAUUGAAGUGGAAUGAGGAUCCAAUUAAAAAAAAGUCAAUCCCUAAACCAUCUUUAAGAUUUUUCCAAGUGACUCCAAAUUGGGUUUGAAGGUGCUUCAUGUACAGUAUUAUGUAUAUAGUACUCAUUGUGCUUAUAAUUUAUUUCCUUCAAUUUAACUACUUUGCUACAGGAAAAUAAAACAGAUGUUCUCAGCCCUUUCUGGCAGAGUGCAAGACAAAUGUGGUCGACUAAAUAUUUAUUCAGUAGAGCUGAGAACUGGUACAAUUCUAGACAAAGCUUUUCUAUAUGAUACAAACAUUGCAAAAAGGUGGUAAAUGGUUUAUUAACUUAUCUGAUUUCCUGCUAUAUAUAUUUUUAUUAAACAGAGGGAUUUAAAAAUA